GGCAUCCAACACAGCUUAAAUCGAUGAUAGAUCACUACUCUGGGAGAAUAAAGAGAAGCUGCACUGCUCCAGAAUAGGUCCUUAACCAAUCAGAGAUAAGAACGUACAUCUGUCUAGAGGUAAGGUUGGGCAACUAUUGGGAAGCUUCCUUGAAUGUGCCAUAAAGCAAUAAAGAACAUGAGAUAAACAACACAUCUUUUCCCCUUAAGGAAUAUUGCGGAAUGUGUACUCUAUUUGAAGAAAUAUAUUAUUUUACUAAAGACUUUGACUGACUACCAUGGCUGCGAGCACCUUUGGAGCAUUUAUUUGCAGCUUGAUCACAAACAGCUAAUGCCAUUGUACAUACUGAGCCAUUCACUAACUGAAAUGGAAACCCUAAGGCAAGUCCAAAGCUUCGGUAGCUUUGUUGCCUCUAACAGAGCAUCCUGGCUGGUGUUCAUCAUUAUUCUAGUUACUUGCUGCUCAUCUUUGCAUAUAAGAGCCCGUCCUCUCAUCCCCAAUUCUCCUUUCAUCUCCAUCUGGAAUGCUCCUACAGAGCUUUGUACUGAGAAGGCUCGAGUGCAGCUGGAUAUGAGACUCUUCCACUUGGUAGGAAGCACAUUGAAGACAUCCACUGAGCAGAGUACUACUAUAUUCUAUGCUAACAGGCUCGGCAAUUAUCCUUACAUAGAUGAGAACACAGGUGAGACAUUUAAUGGUGGGAUCCCCCAACUCUGUUCCAUUGAGCAUCAUUUAAAAAAAGCCAAUGAUGACAUUAAUUUUUACAUGCCUUCAGAUGAACAGGUUGGCUUGGCUGUCAUCGACUGGGAAAACUGGAGGCCAUUAUGGAUACGGAACUGGGGAUCGAAAGACAUUUACAGACAGGUGUCUGUUGAGUUUGUUCAGCAAAAAGAUGUAAGCCUAUCAGAAACCCAAGCCAGGACUUUAGCCAAAAUGGAAUUUGAAGCUGCAGCAAAAUCACUUAUGUUGCAAUCUUUAAAACUGGGAAUAUCAAUGAAGCCGAAUCAUUUGUGGGGAUACUACCUUUACCCUGACUGCUAUAACUAUGAUUACAACCAAAAUCCCCACAAUUAUACAGGAAGCUGUUUAGAUAUUGAAAUAGCAAGAAAUAAUGAGCUUAAUUGGUUGUGGGAGGAAAGCACAGCACUUUACCCAUCUGUCUAUCUGGAAACGGCCUUGAGAUCUUCCAAAAAUGCACCACUCUUUGUUCGUAAUAGAGUUCAAGAAGCCAUUAGAGUUUCUAAUGUUUCGAAUUCCACCUGUCCACUUCCCAUUUUUGUAUAUACACGUCCAGUAUUCACAGAUUUCAAUCAGGAAUAUCUCUCUCAGGAUGACCUUGUAAAUACCAUUGGAGAAUCUGCUGCAUUAGGGGUGUCUGGAAUUGUAAUCUGGGGAGACCUGAAUUUAACACUGAGUGUGAACACUUGCAGAGCUCUGGACAGCUACCUUAGGCACACUCUGAAUCCUUACAUCAUCAAUGUAACCAUGGCAGCCAAAAUCUGUAGUCAGGUAUUAUGCCAUGACUCUGGUGCAUGUGCACGAAAGAACUGGAACUCCAGUGACUAUCUUCAUCUGAACCCAGAGAAUUUUGUCAUUCAGAUGUCAAGGAAUGGGAAAUAUGCCAUACAAGGGAAGCCAGCAUUUCAGGAUCUGCAGCGAUUUAUAGAAAAGUUUUAUUGCCGCUGUUAUGCAGGCUACAAUUGUGAACCUAGUGUUGAUCUAAAUGACAUCCACUACAUCAAUGCCUGCAUUUCAGAAGAUAUUUGUGUUCAAGUAUCCUUAAAUUCACUUUCUAAUGUAGAAGCCUCUGGGGCUAGAGCCUCUUCCAACAUGAGUAUAUUUUCAUUUACCCCACAGAGAAACAUAACAUUACCUGCACAUAAUGCAACAGGAGGUUUUCAGCCAACUAUUUGGAAUAACACAUUCAAUGUAUCUACUGCAGAACACAUCAAUGCCCCAACUAACAGUAGUGGUGAUUUCAAGAUAACCAAUACUCAUAGCUUCAGUGGUUCAUCUUCUGAUGAGAUGAAGAUAUUGGAUGUGGUUUGUUUAAUUCUAAUUUUGAGAAACCUAAUCUAAAUGUCUCAACUGAUGAAAGAAUGCCAUUUUCCUUUUUUCUUUUUUCAAGGCUGUGUUCAGCAUUCUGGAGUUUUUUAUUCCCACAAAGGGACCAUUCUUGAAAGGAGAUAAGUAGCUGUGAUUUCUGUGGAUUUAACUGGAUCAGUCUCAUUUUCUGUGCCUCAAACUGUACAUCAGCUUUUCAGUUGUCAGAGAAAAACAGAGUUCUCACUCUCAGGUUGGGUGCAGCAAGUCAGAUACUUUAUUUAGACUAUAGUCUACAUUCCAUAUUUAUCUAACACAAGGUCACAACAACUUCUCAUACAGUUCUUUCCCACUCGCCUCACACAAUCCUCGCUUCUACAAAUCUCGCGUUAUUAGGGUUACAGCUAGCCUGACUCUUGCUCACACAAGGGGACUGUUUGAAUAUGAAAUCCCCUUCAAAUCCCUGUCAGUUCUUUCUCUACUUCCAACAGUUUAGUUCUAAAAACUACUAUUUGUGCCAGAGAAAUACUGGUCACAUCUUUGUGUAACAGAAUAAUCCCAAAAAAUGAACAUUUUGUAACUAAUUUUUAUAUUUGAAAAACAAACUUUUAUAUGGUUGAGGGAGCUAUUUGUAAUAGAAGAUUUUGUGUGUCAAAAUAAGUGUGUGAAAUUCAUUUCAAACUGAUCCUAAGUGGGUCUUGAGUAGUACGUAGAUUUGGUGCUGGUCCUCCUUAUGGGAUGAAUUUUCAUCCAGUGUGAAUAUAAAUACUAGUUUCUACAAAUACCUGGAUUAACUUUAGAGCUGAGGAAAUAAUUUGCAGCCAAUUUCUGCUUUUAGAACAUCUGCAAGGAUUUUGCAAUAUAUCCCUUAUUUAAAUAUAUUCAAAGACUUUUUUAAAAGUUAUUAAUUAUGCCCUAUGGAAUGAUUACAAACAAUUCACCUCAAGUAUCUAAUAUUCAAUAUUCUAAAUUUGAUCUGUAUUGGCUAGGUAUGAGUGGUCACAAAAGUCAUAGGGUAUUUCUGUUCUUUCAUUGAAUGAGCUAAACUCCCAUCAUCUGGAGGAGGGAUUGAAGAAGCUACUGGGGUCUGUGAGUGGCAGAAGCUGUGGACACUAGCACUAUGCCGGUGUAACUUAUGUUGUUCGGGGGGGGGUGGAAUAUUCACAUAAGUUUUGCGGACAAAAGUGGUAGCAUAGACAUAGCCUAAAUCAUUAGCUUAUAGAAUAUUAAACACAAAACUAUGUUCAAAGAACAUUAAGGUUGCAAAGUUCAGCACUCAAAAGUUAAGGAAUGCCAGCACUAAGGGUGCCUGUACAAACUUAAUUCACCCCUCCUAUGCAUGUGCAUUACGGUAUAUGAUUAUACUGUUUUUUUCCAUAGAACCUCUGACUCAUUCAUUCAGAGUGGAUGGUGCUCCAUGAAUGAGCAGCUAUUCAAUAUGUUGUUUUAUACUUGUUGUUCCACGUGUGGCCCUAGGCCCUAUUUACUGCACAUUAUUCAAUCCCCUGCUCUGAAGAAAAAAAUAUUGUCAUCUUGGGCUUUACUAUGGUGCUUAUCACUAUGGUACCUGAGUGCUUCACAAAUAUGAAUUGAUUUUCACAACAGGUCUAAUGCUAUUAUCCCCAUUUUACACAGGGGGAGCUGAGGGCCAGAGAUUAAGGUCAAAAUUAUCCACUAACUUUGUGUGUCAGAUUUGAUCUGCCUAGGACCUGAAUUUUCAGAAUCCUUAACAUUAUAUAACAUUUGAUACUGUGGUGGGGCGAUUACCCCACAC
This is a messenger RNA of Chrysemys picta bellii (western painted turtle), 3817 nucleotides long. Lineage: Eukaryota; Metazoa; Chordata; Testudines; Emydidae. The record is from RefSeq and is a predicted model, not a curated record.